ACGCGACUGCUGUCGUGACGUAAUCAACGCGCGCCGAUUUACUGUUGACAGUAAACCAGAUGGCGAAGGAACGUAUUAUUUUUGAAGAGGAAGAUCUACAAUAUGAAGAAGAGAUCAUCAGAAAUCCCUAUUCGGUCAAGUGCUGGAUGAGAUACAUUGAUUUUAAACAGAAUGCUGCUCCAAAUGUCCUAAAUAUGAUCUAUGAGAGAGCCUUAAAGGAAUUACCUGGCAGUUACAAGCUGUGGUACAACUAUCUGAAACAGAGGAGGAAGCAAAUGAAGGGAAAAUGUGUCACAGAUCCUUCGUAUGAAGAGAUUAAUAACUGCCAUGAACGUGCACUUGUCUUCAUGCAUAAGAUGCCUCGGAUUUGGUUAGAUUACUGCAAGUUCCUCACUGAUCAAUGCAAAAUUACAAGGACAAGGAGGACAUUUGACCGGGCCCUGAGAGCUCUUCCUAUCACACAGCAUCAUCGUGUCUGGCCCCUGUAUCUUAAGUUUGUCCGCAUGUAUCCGCUGCCUGAAACAGCCGUGAGAGUGUAUAGACGGUACUUGAAGCUUUGCCCAGAAAAUGCAGAGGAAUACAUUGAAUACCUGCGUUCAAUUGAUCGACUGGAUGAGUGUGCUGUGAGAUUAGCCACCAUUGUGAAUGAUGAAAAGUUUGUCUCAAAGGAAGGGAAGUCCAACUAUCAGUUAUGGCAUGAGUUGUGUGACCUGAUUUCCCAGAAUCCUGACAAAGUCAAAUCUCUGAAUGUUGGAGCAAUUAUACGAGGUGGUCUGACCAGAUUUACAGAUCAGCUAGGAAAGUUGUGGUGUUCUCUAGCAGAUUACUACAUUAGAAGUGGUCAUUUUGAAAAGGCACGAGAUGUAUAUGAAGAGGCAAUUUUGACUGUGAUGACAGUUCGAGAUUUCGCACAAGUCUUCGACAGCUACAGUCAGUUUGAGGAGAGUAUGAUUGUAGCAAAAAUGGAGGCCAUAUCAGAAAUGGGGGAAAGUGAAGAUGAUGACAUUGAUCUGCGUGUGGCCCGUUUUGAGCAGCUUAUCAACCGGCGCCCUUUGCUACUGAAUAGCGUGCUUCUACGUCAGAAUCCACAUAAUGUCCAUGAGUGGCACAAAAGAGUUCAGCUUUUUGAAGGGAAACCACGAGAGAUUAUUAGUACUUACACAGAAGCUGUACAGACUGUGGAUCCAUUUAAAGCCACAGGGAAACCCCACACCCUCUGGGUUGCUUUUGCAAAGUUCUACGAAGAGAACCAGCAGCUGGAAGAUGCCAGAACCAUCUUUGAAAAAGCAAGUAAAGUGAACUUCAAACAAGUGGAUGACUUAGCCAGUGUGUGGUGUGAGUACAGUGAAAUGGAGGUACGAAAUGAAAACUAUGAUCAAGCUCUUCAGAUUCUCAAAAAAGCAACUGCAAUACCAGCGAAGAAAGCUGAGUACUUUGAUACAGCAGAGCCAGUCCAGAACAGAGUAUACAAGUCCUUGAAGGUGUGGUCCAUGUUGGCAGAUUUGGAAGAAAGCUUGGGAUCAUUUAAGAGUACAAAAGCAGUGUAUGACCGAAUUAUUGAUCUGCGGAUUGCCACACCCCAGAUUAUCAUAAAUUAUGCCAUGUUUCUUGAGGAGCAUAAUUACUUUGAGGAGAGUUUUAAGGCAUAUGAACGUGGAAUUUCUCUGUUCAAGUGGCCCAAUGUGUUUGACAUUUGGAACACAUAUCUUUCCAAAUUUAUUGAACGCUAUGGUGGAAAGAAGCUAGAAAGAGCCAGAGACCUCUUUGAGCAAGCCCUGGAUGGUUGUCCGCCAAAGUAUGCCAAGACUCUCUACCUGUUGUAUGCAAAACUAGAGGAGGAGUAUGGUUUAGCCAGACAUGCCAUGGCUGUGUACGAACGAGCUACCAAAGCAGUGGAGCCAGCAGAGCAGUAUGAAAUGUUUAAUAUUUAUAUCAAGAGAGCUGCUGAGAUAUAUGGAGUCACACAUACACGAAGCAUUUAUGAGAAGGCAAUUGAGGUGUUGUCAGAUGAGCAUUCUCGGGAGAUGUGUCAGCGAUUUGCUGAUAUGGAAUGUAAACUGGGUGAAAUAGACAGAGCAAGAGCAAUCUAUUCCUUUUGUUCUCAGAUGUGUGACCCACGAAUGACACCAUCCUUCUGGCAGAUGUGGAAGGAUUUUGAGAUUCGACAUGGUAAUGAAGACACUAUGCGAGAAAUGUUAAGGAUCAAACGUAGUGUACAGGCCACAUACAACACACAGGUCAACUUCAUGUCUUCUCAGAUGCUUAAAGCCUCUACAAAUGCUACUGGGACAGUGUCAGACCUUGCUCCAGGCCAGAGUGGAAUGGAUGAUAUGAGACUGUUGGAACAGAAGGCUCAACAACUGGCUGCUGAGGUUGAACGUGAGAAACCUAAACCCAAGGACAAGAUUCUCUUUGUCAGAAGUGAUGCUUCCCGCAGUGAACUGGCUGAGCUCACUAAACAGGCAAAUCCUGAUGAAAUCGAUAUCGAUGAUGAGGAAGAUGACAGUGAAGAUAAUGAACCUGAUGAGGUGUUCUUGGAGCAGAAGAAUGUCCCUUCAUCUGUGUUUGGAAGCCUGAAAGAUGACUGACGCACCAUCUCAGUCAUGUCACCCUUGCAGAAGGAAAGAUAUCAGCACUGAAAUGGUUUCUUCUGUUCAAAGGAGUUAAACAUUGCAAGCAGAUGAGAUGAAUAUUCCAUGGUGCAUGACAUUUCUGGCAGGCCAUAACUAUACUAAAGGACAGAGAUGUUUACAUAGUCAGAGAAGCUUUGUAUAUGGCUUGAUCACUGUUAAAAGAAAACCUGUGAUGAAUGCUUUUGUAUAGGUUAUGUUUUAACAAAUUAUUUGCCACCUUUAUUUUUAAAGGAUUUUAAUAAGUAUUCUAUUUUCUGUGUAAAUAUGACAAUUGACAGAACAUCUAGAUAAAAUUAUUCCUAAUAAAAAGUAAUAAACAUGAA
Protopterus annectens (West African lungfish) is the source of this 2956-nucleotide messenger RNA. It is a transcript of the gene XAB2, whose product is annotated as XPA binding protein 2. Gene Ontology annotation, biological process: generation of catalytic spliceosome for first transesterification step; mRNA splicing, via spliceosome. Lineage: Eukaryota; Metazoa; Chordata; Ceratodontiformes; Protopteridae. The record is from RefSeq and is a predicted model, not a curated record. Gene Ontology annotation, molecular function: protein binding. Gene Ontology annotation, cellular component: U2-type catalytic step 2 spliceosome; Prp19 complex; post-mRNA release spliceosomal complex. The coding region runs from base 60 to 2588 and encodes 842 amino acids. The transcript has 19 exons.